This is a messenger RNA of Siniperca chuatsi (mandarin fish), 2917 nucleotides long. It is a transcript of the gene mgarpb, whose product is annotated as mitochondria localized glutamic acid rich protein b. The coding region runs from base 155 to 1834 and encodes 559 amino acids. The transcript is spliced from 7 exons. Lineage: Eukaryota; Metazoa; Chordata; Actinopteri; Centrarchiformes; Sinipercidae. The record is from RefSeq and is a predicted model, not a curated record.
UGAACUAAUAUUUUUUUGAAAGGGGGGAGGAGGGUGUCCUUUUUGCAAUCAGCGUUGGAGAGCAGCUGAGUGCUCCUCCUCAUUCAUCCUUAAAACCUGCUGCAGACGCACAGGGCCGCGCACCCGUUUACCUGCUGCCGAUAACCGAGCGAAGAUGUUCUGCAGACGGGCAUGGCAGAGAGUCGGGCCGCUGGCACGGAGGGCUUUCAAGCCCACAUCCACGAACGCAGCUCCAGUGCGACACAUGGCCUUUGGGGUUCCCGGUGGCUCCAGCAACAUGGCGUACUUUGUUCUGUGUGGAGGAGGCCUCACUGCUGCCGUCGUCUAUGCCUACAAGACAGUCAAUGGUGAUAGUGAGCGCUAUGAGGACAGACUUGCCAACAUGGGCUCCACAGCAAAGGCACCAGUGGCAGCUGCUCCCGCACCAGAAGCGGCAGAACCAGAGGCCGCUGCUGAACCCGCCCCAGUGGAGGAGGCAGCGCUGGCCACUGAGGUCGUCGCCGACUCUGUCCCUGCUCCUGCAGAACCAGUAGCAGAGACUGCUGCCGAACCAGCCGUCGAGGCCGCGCCUGAAGCAGCCGCUAUAGCCUCUGAGGUGGUCGUUACUGAGGCUGCAGCCGAGCCAGCGGUCGCAGAAGAAGCUGCUCCAGCUGUAGUUGUAGAGGAGGUUCCUGAAGCCGCCUCUGCCACGGAGGAGACGCCAGCAGAGGCCCCUGCAGCAGAGAGCGCUGGUACGGCAGCAGUAGAAGAAGUCGCCCCUGCAGCAGAGAGCGCUGGUACGGCAGCAGUAGAAGAAGUCGCCCCUGCUCCCCCCACUGAGGCAGAGCCAGUCUCUGCAGCUCCUGCUGCUGAGGCCACCCCUGCUGCAGAGGUGGCUUAUAUACUAUAUUUCAAUUCUCUCUCAGCCACUACUUCUUGUUGUCCUUCAGAGUCUUUGCCAGAUGUGCUCGGAGCUGUGAAGAUCUUGGGUGGCUCUACAGUUGAGAUUGCAGCAGCUUCUGUUGGUGAGACGAGUCUGGUGAAAGCUGUCCGGAAAAUAGAGGAAGAUGGAAAAGGUUUGGACUCCACUCUGGAGGUGGUAGAGCCGGAAGUCCUGGAAGCAACCAGAGAGGUGGUAGCGGAAGAAGCUGCUGAAGAGGCGGCUGUUGUAGUGAACGAAGAAGAGCUGAAGUCUGCAGAGGCUGGCGCUGAUGCAGAAGCUGCGGAGGUGAUUCAAGAAGAGGAGGAGGCAGCUGCACCUCUUCCUGAGGAAACUGCAACUUCAGCCCCGACAGUGGAGGAGGUGGGUGAGGUUGAGGCUGAAGAUCAGGCUCCGGUCCCUGGAGCUGCUCCAGAGCAGGCUGUCGCCUCUACAGAGGCCUCACCUGAAGAUGCUGCUCCCGACGAGGAAGCUACACCUGAGGAGGACACCACUGCUGAAGCUGCUCCAGUGGAUGAGACAGCACCUGCUGCUGAAGCAUCGGUGGAGGAGGCAGCAGCAGCUGAAGCUUCAGCAGAGGAGACAGUUGAAGCUGUGGCAACACACAGUGAAGCUGCAGCAGUUGUGGACGCGACUCAGCUGGCAGCAGCAGCCGCCGCCUCUGGGUUAGACCAGGAGGUCCUUUCAGCUGCUGAACCAGAACCUACAUCAGAGGCUCCAGUACAGGAGGCCAAGCACUGCCACUCCUGCCACUCUGCUCCAUCAGCAGCAGAGGGAGUGGCGCCACCUGCUGCUUUGGGAGGGCAGCUGGCCAGUGAGGGAGCUGAGGAUAUAACACGUGAGGCAGUGUCACUGGUGGAAGGACAAAAGCCAAAGGUGUCUAUCUGGACUGUAAAAAGCUGCUCAGUGAUGUAAUAGUACAGUUAAGAAGCCACAGAGACAAUGGUGGUGGUGACAGCCCAGUCAUGACAGUGUGCCUUCCACAACACUCGCUUAUCUGUCAACCAAGCAAGGACGACCGAUGAAAACAACACUAGGAGAACUAGCCACAUGUUUAACUAGCUAAUAUGUCCUUUUUGAAUGUUACCAGUUUUUUUUUUUUAGUUUUUUUUUUUUUAAUGUUCCCUUUCUGUUUCUGAUUUAAUCUUUUUAUUAGCAUUUGUGAAAUGAUUCCCAUUAUGUCUCUUGUCCUCUAGGUGCCACUAUUGCAAAGUUUUUCAUGACCAGUUGAAUGGAACAUUAGUUUCAACAUUAGGAGGCAGUGGUGUAUUUGUGUAAUGUUGUGAUAGAUUGCUUUUCAUAGAUAUUGCCUAAUUAGCCUAACAACACCUACAAACUGUACCAAGAUUUUUAAGUGGGGCUGCACGUAUGUUUUCUUCAAGCUGAUAACAGUAUAUGUCAUUUCUCCACUCAUAUCAGCUGAUAUAACAGCAUGAAGAUAUACAUUGUCAUUUUUGUUUAGUACAAAUGUAGGUGCAGACAUGACUAUCUUGAGGUAUGUAAGUGUUUUAAGACCAUUACACUUACUGUGUUGCUAAUUUGAAAGUGAUGCAUACCUAGAAGAAGACAUCACAAAAAUACCAGUGAAAAAUACUGCACCAAUGCUGAGAUUAGCUAUUAAAGCUGAUACCAAUAGUAUAUCCAUAUUUUGGUGCAUAUCUAUUUUUUUUUUAGUGUUAUUAUAUUUUACCUUCUACAACAAAAGAUUGAUAUAUUCUAUAUAGGUUCAAAAUAAUAGAAAUUGAUUUGUACCCUUUCAUUUAGAUGGAGCUAUUCAACAGGAACAUGCCUCCAGUUCUCUAAGAGUUGGAAAUGGAUGCUUUGUUUUAAAUAUAUUUGUAGUUGCACUGCAUAAAUGAUCAUAUGUUAACUAUAUAUUAUAUUAAUAUAUUAAAUAGUUAAUAUAGCCGUUUUUAUGUAAUUAAUUACGAUGUCUCUGUUGUCAUGAUGAUGUGCUCACAUAGACACUUUAAAUAAAGUGAUGCGUAAACAAUUAAA